AUGGAGAUUUUCUCUCCACCUAGAGUGGCCCUUAGACUUCCUGCUGGAUUGACAUCGGCUGGAAGCUUUGACAUCAUCACUGGUUCUGACCUCCUGACUUGGCAGGGGCAACACACGGUGCUUGAAGCUUUGAGGACCUUUCGGCCACGAAUGCUGGUUUCCAGCCCUCCUUGCACGAUGUAUUCUGACUUGCAGCGACUCUGGAACUUCAAGAAGAUGAAAGCAAAAUUGCGCAGGGCACGAAUGAAGAAAGCGAACACACUUCUUGAUUUCGGCAUGACCGUAUGUACGGUACAAGGCAAUGCUGGGAGAUUUUGGGUACAUGAGCAUCCCAACAGAGCUUCCUCGUGGAAGAGAAGAACGGUCCGAAAGCUCAUGCGCUUGAAGACCACAAUGGCUGUGACCUUUGACCAGUGCCAAGUCGGCCUUUGUUUGCCUGGAAACCCGGAGAAGAAGAUCAGAAAAAGGACGACCCUCCUGACAAACUCCCAGCAUGUUGUGGACUUGUUCAAGCCAUUGCAGUGCUGCUGUGCCAAAGGUGCUCAUGCCUUGGCUCGUGGAAAUUAUAAUGGAGUGUCCGUGGCACGAUACUGCCAGGCGUACCCCAGAAGGCUUUGCGACCUUCUGGCAAGCGCAGCUUUGAAGCAUGCCCAGGACUUGUGA
Molecule: messenger RNA, 663 nt
Organism: Symbiodinium sp. CCMP2592
Lineage: Eukaryota; Dinophyceae; Suessiales; Symbiodiniaceae
Source: the annotation of a GenBank genome assembly